AUGGCGACUAAAACUACGGAGAAGUCUCAGCGUUCCCCACUCUCUCUAUACCGGCUGGUUUUGUCUCAGGGUACCAUUACCGAUGAAGUCCUCGAGCAUCAAUGGGAAGGGGAUGGAACCGCUGAAAGCCCAUAUCUCGUGGAGUGGCUGCACGAGGACCCGCGAGAUCCACAUCAAAUGCAGGAGUGGCUAAAAUGGUCUAUUACUCUACUCCAGGCCGCGUCUUUUCUCUCCAUAACAUUCGCCUCAUCUUCACUUUCUGCCGCCAACCCCCAGAUUCAGGAGCAGUUUGGGGCUAGUACGGAGCUGGUAGUUGCCGAUACGUCGCUGUUCGUGCUCGCCUUUGCCAUUGGCCCUGCGGUAUGGGCACCUCUCUCAGAAUUAUAUGGCCGACAAGUGAUAUAUUUCAUUACAUAUGGGAUGACCACUCUCUUUGCUGGGGCGACUAUCGCCAGUCCCAACAUCGCAACUCUUCUGGUUCUUCGAUUCUUCUCCGGAGCAUUUGGUUCAUCUGCCAUAUCCAAUGCUGGAGGUGUCGUGUCUGACAUGUACACAGCGCGUGACCGAGGACUAGCCACCAUUGCUUUCAUUGGAGCUCCUUUCCUUGGUCCUAGCCUUGGGCCUAUUGCUUGUGACUUUUUGGCAGUGUCCAAGGGGUGGAAGUGGGUUCAAGGACUCACUACAAUCUUCAAUGGAAUGAUGUUCUUGGUGGGAAUUUUCCUGGUUCCCGAGACUUACUCCCCCGUUCUUCUGCAAAAAAGGGCAGUAAAACUCAGCAAGAUGACAGGUGCUGUUUACAAGAGCCGGCUCGAUGUGGAACAGGGACACAAAACAGCUGGCCAGGUCUUUACGAAAACGAUGGUGCGCCCUUGGAUUUUGCUUUUCUUAGAGCCAAUUGUGCUACUCCUUUCAAUCUACAUGGCUAUCAUAUAUGGUACAAUGUACAUGGAAUUCGCCGCUUUCCCUAUCGUGUUUGAAGAAGCCCGCCAUUGGCCACAGAGUACUUCUGGGUUAUCCUUUUUAGGAAUGAUGAUUGGUCAGAUACUGGGAUGCGCUUACUCCAUUCUUGACGAUGGCCGAUACAAAAAGAUUGCUGAUCGAACCAGCUAUGGUCGCCCUCCCCCGGAGGCACGACUGGUCCCUGCCAUGGUCGGAGCCGUGACGCUGCCCAUUGGCCUGUUCUGGUUUGCCUGGACCAACUUCCCCAGGAUUCACUGGAUUGUCUGCCAAAUUGGAACUGUCCUCUUCGGAUUCUCCCACGUCUCUAUCUUCCUCAGUGUGGUCAAUUACCUCGUUGAUGGCUAUACUGUCUAUGCCGCCUCGGCGUUGGCUGGGAAUGCCGUCAUACGUGCUCUCUUUGGUGCAGCCUUUCCUCUCUUCACUACACCUAUGUACGAUCGCUUGGGUAUUCAUUGGGGAUCUUCGAUUUCAGCAUUUCUCGCAGCGGCUUGUCUCCCAUUUCCCUGGAUAUUUUACAAAUACGGCCCUGCUAUCCGACGCCAUUGUCGAUAUGCGGCGGAGUCUGCCCGUCAGCUAGAUGCUAUGACUGACCGUAUGAGGGCCCAGAGUGAGCAGAAGACCGCGGGCGAAAAGUCCACCGAGCAGUCUGCACAGGCUGAGAGCUCUGCCUCUGCUACAACCAAUGAGGAAAUCAAUCUUCCCCAAAAAGACGACAUGGCUUGA
Messenger RNA from Penicillium cataractarum, 1683 nucleotides. Its product is annotated as MFS transporter. NCBI's taxonomy places the organism in Eukaryota, Fungi, Ascomycota, Eurotiomycetes, Eurotiales, Aspergillaceae. The transcript has 3 exons. Bases 1 to 1683 code for a protein of 560 amino acids. Gene Ontology annotation, biological process: transmembrane transport. The record is from RefSeq and is a predicted model, not a curated record. Gene Ontology annotation, molecular function: transmembrane transporter activity.